AUGGAGAGGCCGAAUUUGAGCCCGGAGGCGAUGACUUUAGAGGCUGACUCAAAGGCAGCAUUUCCAGCGGAGAAAAAACCGGACUACAAGGUUCCAAAGCCGAAGGAGAACCGUUUCAGGGAGUCCAGACACGUCAUUCCCAUGCACAGACGUGAUCUUCUUUACCGACUGGAUCUGCAGAAUUUCACUCGUGAGCUUUUCUGCCUCUACGACGAGCUUUUCUGCCUCUACGACGAACCGAAGAAGGGGAGGUCCGGAGAAGGAAGAAGAACAGAACAAGAUCGAGCUGCUUGUUCAAAUGGCAACUAUCCUCGAGUCAGAUGCCAUGUUAAACGUACAGGAGGCGUACGACUCAACGUGACUCAUGGUACCCAUAGUUUCUUAUCCGAAUUUUUAGCCAUCCUCGGAGAAAACUUUCCUUUCAUUGUUCUUGGCAACAAGGUCGAUGUCGAUGGAGGGAACAGUAGAGUGGUUUCCGAGGAGAAAGCCAAGGUCUGGUGUGCUUCCAAGGGAAACAUUCCAUACUUUGAGGCGUCUGCCAAGGAAGACUACAACGUGGAGGCUGCGUUUCAAUGCAUUGCCAAGAAUGCCUUGAGGAGCGAACCCAAGGAACACUUCUAUCUUCCAGAGACGAUCGACAUUACAAAUAACAAUUGAUCUACUACUACUGUCCCUCUAUCGAUAAGUGUUUUCGCUUUCAAUUUAUAUGGUUUUUUUCUUUCUUUUUCUUGUCACUCUCUCCUUUCGCUCGUUGGCCUUGGAUUUUUUAACUUCUCAAAUACGUUUU
Selaginella moellendorffii is the source of this 787-nucleotide messenger RNA. RefSeq lists its product as uncharacterized. The coding region runs from base 1 to 657 and encodes 218 amino acids. Gene Ontology annotation, cellular component: vacuolar membrane. Gene Ontology annotation, molecular function: GTP binding; GTPase activity. The record is from RefSeq and is a predicted model, not a curated record. The transcript has 5 exons. NCBI's taxonomy places the organism in Eukaryota, Viridiplantae, Streptophyta, Lycopodiopsida, Selaginellales, Selaginellaceae.